This is a messenger RNA of Carassius auratus (goldfish), 2360 nucleotides long. It is a transcript of the gene glb1l, whose product is annotated as galactosidase, beta 1-like. The record is from RefSeq and is a predicted model, not a curated record. Gene Ontology annotation, molecular function: beta-galactosidase activity. The transcript has 16 exons. The coding region runs from base 198 to 2087 and encodes 629 amino acids. Lineage: Eukaryota; Metazoa; Chordata; Actinopteri; Cypriniformes; Cyprinidae. Gene Ontology annotation, biological process: carbohydrate metabolic process.
AUCACAUGACCGUCAUGUUCAAAGAGAAGAAACGCUGCAGAUCUAUUGAACAGAGAAAGUGGACCGCUUUAUGCAAAUUGACAUAACCGAAAAGUUUGAGCAGUUGUAAUAUUAUUUCCUGAAACGUUACAAUCACGCGCUGCUAUCAUAAUGUCAAACGGAAGAGCGUUACUGCGUCUUAUCCGUUUGAUUUAGAGAUGAAGUCACAAAUUACUUUCGUUUUAUUAAGUCUCUGCUUGUUGCCAAUAGUUUUUGUGUUGGCAGAUUCACGCUCAUUUUCCAUCGACUACAAGAACAACUGCUUCCAGAAGGAUGGAAAACCAUUUCAGUACAUCUCAGGAAGCAUCCAUUACUCCCGCAUUCCUCGGGAAUAUUGGAAAGACAGGCUGCUCAAGAUGUACAUGACUGGACUGAAUGCUAUUCAGGUGUAUGUGCCAUGGAACUUCCAUGAGACUGUGCAGGGGGUGUUCAACUUUGCAGGAGACCGAGAUCUUGAGUACUUCUUGAACCUGGCCAAUCAGACAGGCCUGUUAGUCAUCCUGCGUCCAGGGCCGUACAUCUGUGCAGAAUGGGAAAUGGGUGGUUUGCCUGCCUGGUUGCUACAAAAGCCGAACAUUAUCCUUCGUUCUGCUGACACAGAGUACUUGAAGCCAGCAAGUGACUGGUUGGCUGUGCUGCUCACUAAGAUGAAGCCCUGGCUUUAUCAGAAUGGAGGAAAUAUUAUCAGUGUGCAGGUGGAGAAUGAAUAUGGAAGCUACUUCGCCUGUGAUUACAACUACAUGCGGCAUCUUCACACUCUGUUCCGUUUGUUCCUGGGGGAGGACGUCAUCCUCUUUACUACGGAUGGGAAUACGGAUAAAGAGAUGAUCUGUGGCACACUUGAGGGCUUGUACGCCACUAUAGACUUUGGCACAGACACCAACAUUAGUGCUGCCUUCAUUCGACAAAGAAGGUUUGAGCCUAAAGGCCCACUGGUGAAUUCGGAGUUCUAUACAGGCUGGUUGGAUCACUGGGGUGAUAAACAUGCUUCUGUGGACACCGUCAAAGUGAGCAAAAUGCUGGGAGAGAUUUUGUCCAUGGGUGCCAGUGUGAACAUGUACAUGUUUGAGGGAGGAACAAACUUUGGUUACUGGAAUGGAGCGGAUCAUGAUACCAGGUUUCGGUCUGUGGUGACAAGUUAUGAUUACGAUGCACCUUUAUCAGAAGCAGGAGACCCCACUGACAAACUGCUUGCCAUCAGAGAUGUCAUUAGGAAAUUCCGAGACAUUCCAGUUGGUCCCAUGCCACCAGCCACCCCAAAGUUCGCUUAUGGCUUUGUUACACUUGAGAAGGUUGGCAACAUUAGCAGCUUGUUGGAUACGCUGUCACCCCAAGGUCCAGUACGAUCUCAAUAUCCUAUGACGUUUGAAGAGAUUAAACAGUACUAUGGCUUCAUGCUUUACCGAACGACACUGCCACAGAAUGUUCCCGAGCCGACCCCUCUCAUCUCGCCCCUCAAUGGCAUCCAUGACCGUGCAUACGUCUCUGUGAAUGGGGUGUACCAGGGGCUUAUGGAGAGGGACACUGCACUGGUGAUGAAUGUUACAGGACAACAAGGGGAUCAGUUGGACAUACUCGUGGAGAACAUGGGCAGGGUUAAUUUUGGCAGUUAUAUCAAUGAUAAUAAGGGUCUCUUGGGUAACCUAAUUUUGGGCAAUGAUGUGCUCACUGAUUGGUCAAUCUAUCCACUGGACAUUGACACUGCUGUGGCCAAUGGCUGGCUGCAGGCGGCUCACACAGGGUCAGCGAUGGAAGCAGGAGACGGACCAAUGAUCUACUCAGGAACCUUGAAGUCUACCGGCCUCGCAUGGGACACUUUUGUAAAACUUAAUGGAUGGACUAAGGGUCAGGUGUGGGUAAAUGGGGUGAACCUGGGAAGGUAUUGGCCCCAGAAAGGCCCCCAACAGACGCUGUAUGUCCCCGGACCUUUUCUUAGUGCCACUCAGCCAAACAACAUCACAGUGCUGGAGCUAGAAAGAGCUCCUUCGCACAGAAGAAUCCUGUUUAUGGACCGGCCUCAGCUGAACAAGACUGGACAGAAGACAUGAUCAUAGACUCAAAACAGUGAGAACCAGUUUCAGAAUAGCUCCAUCAUCUCUUCUCAAAUCUAUCAAGUAUAACAGAGAAAUACAGCCAUUAUAAUUCAUAACACUGUAAUAUUUUGCCACAUUUGCCCAAGUUAUUGGUCAGUUUAUUUCUUUAGAACUGGUAAAAAUGCUCAUGUUUUUCCAGACCAAAGUGAUGAGGUUAAUUUUAGUGCUCUGACAAAUCUAAUAAACCAAGACCUUGAUGUGCAUUAAAGUUUAUCUGCUUUAAAAGAA